Molecule: messenger RNA, 4659 nt
Organism: Ornithodoros turicata
Lineage: Eukaryota; Metazoa; Arthropoda; Arachnida; Ixodida; Argasidae
Product: golgin subfamily A member 2-like
Exons: 23
Coding region: 36-2747 (903 amino acids)
Biological process (GO): Golgi organization
Cellular component (GO): Golgi apparatus; Golgi cisterna membrane; Golgi cis cisterna
Source: RefSeq, a predicted model, not a curated record
UGUCAAACUGCGCAUGUCUCUGAAGUCUUGCCAACAUGGCAGACGAUGUAGACCGAAAAGAGAAAGUUGCAGCCGGUUUAAAAAAGUUGAAGCAGUUUCAGCGAAGAUCUGCCACUAAAAAGGCCACGAAGCGUCAUUCUUCCGGAGAUUGGCAGCCGGAAAUCUCUGGGCAAGAAGAGGUUGCAGUGCAAGAAACCGAAAAAGCAGCUAAGGAGAGUUGUGCCACUCGGGUUCCACAGCCACCGGAAUUCCACCCAUUGGCCGCAAGGUCCUGCGAGGAUUUGACGCAGCUAAGGGACGAAUGUAAAUCGGCAGCAAACGUGCUGUCACCUUCGGAAAGCUUGAGACAGAUUACGCUUCAGAUCCACGGUCUGAUGAACAACACGAGUGCGGCCCUUAAUGGGGACGUGUCCGCCCUCACCGAAGGGUCGGCGACUCACGAGUCCCUGCUGCUCAGGAAUCGUGAACUGGCUUCCAACCUGAGUGCACUUAGGCACGAGAAAGACCAACUAGAAUUUCAAGUUCAACAGUUGAAGGCGAAACUAACACGUCAGCAGAAUGAAUUUGAGCGACAGCUGGAAGAACGUCAUGAGCAGACGAGACGAGAGCAAGGCGCCGUGAGUGAUCAGCUGCAGGUGCACAUCCAGACCAUUGGUAUCCUGGUAGCCGAAAAAACGGAGUUACAGUCUGCCCUCAAUCAGAUGCAGCAGACGGCGAAGCAGAAAGCAGUGGAGACAGAAGAGCUGCAGGGCCGGCUCAAGGCCCUACGAGAACGGAACGCAGACAUGGAACGUCGGCUUUCUUCUGUGUCCAAUCAUAGCCAAGCGCAGGAGAAGAGUACCAAAGAACACAUCAAGGAAAUCGAUAGGUUGAAAAUGGACCACUACAGGUCAAGUAAAGCAAUGGAGGAACUAAAACAAAAGGUGGACGAACUGACAAACAAGCUUGAAGAAAAGGUGAAAGCGAACGAGGACAUGCAACAAGAAUUGACAGAGGCUAAGAAGCAGCUCUCCCUCACCCAGCUGUAUGCCAAGCAGCUCAGUGGUAGGGACCCCGAAGACACACGGGACCGUCUCGAACAGCUACACAAUGAAAAGCUCCUCCUGGAGAAGAAAGUUGACGAAUACAGGGAUGCAUUGGAAAAAAUGUCUUUGGAAAAACAGCAGCUGUCUGCUCAGUACCAGUCAUUUGCAGAUCGUCUGUCGCAACAGGCUGACGGGCACAGGGCAAGAGUAGAACAGCUAAUAGGUGAAAAAGAAGCUUUGGAGAAGACAGUAGCUGAGCUUGAAAGCAAAGAGCAAGUCUGCAUGCCUGCACCACAAGAUGAAGAACUCGUGCAGAAACUGGUGCAGUACGAACAGGAGCUUGCAAACGUGAAGAGUCUGUAUGAUGCGCAGGUACAGGACAACCAGCAGAUGAGUGCCCUUCUUGCGGAACGAGAAGCUCAAGCAGAAGCUCUGGAAGUGCAACUGAAGAGGAUACAAGAUGACCACGUUGAAAGCUCAACUCUUCUGGAAGCCCUGCAGAGCGACAAGGUGGCAGCGAGCAGGGCCCUCACUCAGAACCGUGAGCUCAAGCGGCAGCUUGAGGAGUUGCAAGACACCUUCGUCAAGUUGAGCAAUGACAAACUGGAACUGACUGAACAACUCCAAAAAGAGCAACAUGUGACCAAAGAACUGGGCGAACGACUAGGACAGCAAGAGGAAGAGAUGCGGGAUCUCAGGGACCAGCUGGCUGCAAAGGAAGGCAAGGUACACGACCUCGAGGAGCAGACGACAAAGGAGAUGUACCAGCAGAGCCAGCUGGCUGACCGGGUGCGUCACUACCAAGCGCAGUGCCAGCUGACGGACAUCCUUCAGCAAGAACUGUCCCAGGCGCAGGAGAGGAUCAACGCCUUGGUCACCCAGAAUUCUGACCUGCGGAAAGCUCUGGCAGACAGAGCACAGCUAGCAGUAGACGUGAAUGAGAAAGAUACUGGAAAAGUACAUGAUCUGGUUGCCUCGCUGUCAGCUUCUGUUCAACAGCUGGAGUUGGAACGAAACCAACUGAUGCAUCAGAUGGAUGAACAGAAGGUGCAGAGGGAGGCCCUUCAGGGACAGCUUCAAGAAUUCCAGAAAGUAGAAGAUAUUGCAAAUUAUGAAGGCGAAGAAGUCUCGAAAGAAGCCUUCCUGAAAUUAAAAGUGGCGAUGCAGAGGCUAGAAGAGCGUUUCAAGAAGACCAUGGACCAGAUUGCCGACCUCACCGACCAGAAACAGCAACUCGAACACUUGGUCACGCAGCUACAAGGGGAGACUGACACAAUCGCGGACUACAUAGCCCUGUACCAGGUACAACGCGGCAUCAUGCGGAAGAGGGCUGCGGAGAAGGACGACUACAUAUCGCAGUUGGCAAAGGACAGGGAGGAGCUCAAAGCCAAACUGGCAGAACUGCAGUGUCUCAUCGUACGCCUGCUGGAUGAAAGGCAGCAGCUGGAGAAUGCAUCUCAACCCCUCCCAGGCAGGGCACUCACGGUGUCCACACUUUCAGAAGCAGCGUCGGCCAUGAGCAGAAAAUCGCACACAAAGGACAGCGGCGACACGGCUGCCAUCGUGAACGGGGAGCCGCAGUCCCAACAGAACGAAGAAACGGCGCAGAAGAUAAUGACCCUGCUGUCCGAAAUCGGCACGUCGACGGUGGUCGACGGGUCUCCCGUCCCAGACACGUUCCACCCGUGCCCAGUCUGCUCGGGACGACUGCUGACCGUAUAGCCCCUGCCGGACCAGCGGAGGGUUUCGUUUCACUUCAGCCUAGUCGGUACCUUGAAUCAUUCCAAGGGCAUUGAGCGCCAGUGCGUCGCUCCAUGCAAGAGUGCCUUGUUUUUACGUUUUGGACUGGCCGCGUGGUCCCGGGGCAAUUUGUUUGGUAGCAAUUUGUGCAAGAGUGAUGAAACAUGUGAUGCGCAACGGUUCUAGGCUCUACAGGUUUUCCCGGCGAUUUUAAUCCAAGUGCCAGCUAAAUUAAUCCGUGCCCCAUAAAGUUUGCAUGGCACGUGGAUUAAUUUAGCUCGCACUUGGAUUAAAAUCGGCGGGAAAACCUGUAGAACGUUGGAACCUUGGCUUGAUCCACGGAGCGAUUGUUUUGAAAGUGCAACAUUUAACUGCGGACUCGAGGGGGUACUUCUUUUUGCGACUUGUAUCAUAAAAGUAUGAGCCCAUUUUGCUGGAUUAAGCACAUUUUCCGUCUUUACUAUGUACACUACUUCUUUUCGGAGCAGUGCAGAAGAAAGUUGCAGUUUUGGGCUCGCUGCACAGAGUCUACCGCCUGCAAUAUUUUUUUCAGAUUAGCAACGGCGAAAGCGGUAGAACAGAGUGUCGCUCACUGCAUUGAGUACGAUUGUAGUAUAUGCACUACUCGAGCAUUAACUGGGUUAUACCCUUCUGGUUGGUUACAUCAAGGGCGUUGUCCAUGUUGGUAUUCCUUGACAUUAUUCCUGCAUCAGCACGAUCGCCGUUCCAUUCCGAAAGCAGAAUAUCAUGCGGAUGAUGCCAUAGGGUAACGAUUGCUCAGCAGUAGUAAUGUGCAACAGCUAGGUCAAACAGAUAUCUCUAUUUUUGUCAAGGCAGUAUAUUACGUAGCUGCAGGGCUGGUAUGUUUUGCUGUGUACUAAAGUGUUUGUGCAAUGUCAUAUCAAAGCUGAAUGCACCUCAGUACCCUCGCUGGUACAUAGGAGCAAGUUUUUCUCAACACCAUGCCCUAUAGCCCACUUCUUUCCUCCGUAACAGAUUUUUUUCUUUAGUCUUAUUUCAUUAUGUAUAUUUGUGGAAGUCUUCUAGAAGCACCAUGUUGCAUAUUAACCCCCCUUUUGAGUUUUUCAACUUUUUCGAAAAUGUGAGCCUAAAUUUCAACUUUGUGCCAAGUUUAGAAUCGUUUUCCCUUGUGCUGACCCCGUUGAGUGUACGACCCUUUUCAGUAACGUUAUCUAAUAUACCGAAAUACACAGCAAAAUGUGGUCAAGCUUAGUUGUAAAAUGUAAUAUAUAUGUACUAGAAGAAAAUAUAUCCGACAUUGUGCACCUUUCAAUACUUUGUUCUCCUAGGUGUAGUUAACUAUCCGAUUUGCAAUGUAUUCAGUUAUAAUAAAAGAUGACUACAACCAACACUUGGCAACAAUAUGUUCCGUGCUGCCACUCUUGCGAUGAAAUAGCAACAUCCCCAAUUCAAACAAACUCAUGAAAGCUAUUAAAGCAAUGCUGGGAUGUUUGUACCACACACUAUUUGCAUGAAACAUAUUGUGCUCUUUGGGUGACAAACUCCUGCGCUAUGGCAAUGCAGCUUGCUUUUGUUGACGUGGGGAAGGGAUGAUUUUACGGAAAGGUGCGCGUGAUGUUGCACGCGUAAAAGAAGACACAAGAUCUGUAACGUAGCUUUUAAUGCACCUCGAAAUGUAUAAGGUUGCACAAUCGCAAUCUAUUAAUAUGUCGUACAGGGAUGGCAGUUUGUUUUCAACGUCUGCAAUGCACAUACUGCAGGAACCUGGGACCACAAAAGGUAUAAGCAAUCAACAGGUUACAAAUAUGUACACUACAUAUAGUAUAAUAUUAAAUAUUAGAAGCAUCAAUGUACAUGAUUGAUUUUACCAGCUGCUGACUGGAAAGUUUCAUUAAAAACCUUUAUUUGCAUU